Messenger RNA from Symsagittifera roscoffensis, 1685 nucleotides. RefSeq lists its product as uncharacterized. Gene Ontology annotation, molecular function: RNA polymerase II cis-regulatory region sequence-specific DNA binding; DNA-binding transcription factor activity, RNA polymerase II-specific. Gene Ontology annotation, biological process: regulation of transcription by RNA polymerase II. Bases 139 to 1509 code for a protein of 456 amino acids. Lineage: Eukaryota; Metazoa; Xenacoelomorpha; Acoela; Convolutidae. Gene Ontology annotation, cellular component: nucleus. The transcript has 4 exons. The record is from RefSeq and is a predicted model, not a curated record.
UCGAAGUCUGAUCCAAAUUUGAUCGAGUAAAGAUAAAUCAAAAAAUUCUUCGAUAAAUUUUCGCUAAGCUCCCGAACUGAAAGAAAAACGUAGAUAAAAUUUUUCAAGUAGAAAAAUUACAUUGUAAGACUUGGAACUAUGGAUCUUAUAUCAGAGAUCAAUUUUGCAUCCUCAGCCUCGCUAGCUUCAGAGAACGUUAACAAUGGAGUAAACAACGACGCUAGUUCCCCAACUGGUAAAAACAACCACAGUUUUCUCAACAUCGACCAUCUAACGAAUUGCAGUUCCACUGGAGAUAUCCAACAACUAGUCGGGGGCAUCUCAAUUCCUCCCACAUCCAAGCAAGACAUCACUGGAAUCCAACAGAACCCGUCGGCAGUCUGCGAUUCUGCAUCGUUCACGAAUUUCCUCAUGUGUCCAGACAUUGGAUCCCAGUUUUGCUCCAGCGCCACUCAAAACUCAUUCAACGCUUGGAUCUCAAACCCACCCGACAAAACAAAUUCCGGGCUCAACUUUGGAACGUCUCCGUUCCAGACUAACACUUCCGCGAAUAAUCUGUACAACAAUGUUUCUUGUAUCCCUACCAGCGCGAAAUUUGAGUUCAAUACACCUUCGUUUGAUUUCAACGCGUACAACCCAGCAUCCGCUUGGGCGCCCCUGGAUAUGUACAGUAACUCAAAUAUGGCAGCUUCGUACCAAUGUCAAAGGAAUAUUUCAGCGUCGGCAUUGAGUGCGUGUUCACCGGCAAAGUUCGCAGCCACAUACCCGAGUAUAAAUGUGAAUGGAUUCUACUACCCCACGACUUACGCCACGCCAUACACUAGAUACUCGAGGAACCUUCUCACGAAAGACGGCGAAGAGUUAGACACGCGAGACAUAGCCCAGCGCAUCACUACAGAACUGAAGCGCUACAGCAUCCCUCAGGCAGUGUUCGCCGAGAAGGUUCUCUGUCGCUCCCAAGGGACUCUCUCCGAUCUCCUGAGGAAUCCGAAGCCGUGGAGUAAGUUGAAGAGUGGACGAGAGACGUUUAGAAGGAUGGGCAAGUGGCUGGAGGAACCGGAGUUCCAGAGGAUGGCCGCUCUCAGAAUAGCAGCAUGUAAGAAGAAAGAGGAGGAGCAGCAAGUGAUCUCUAAGCCAAAGUUGAGUAAGAAGAGCAGACUGGUGUUCACGGACAUCCAGAGACGCACUCUGAGAGCCAUCUUCCAGGAGACUCAGAGACCCUCUAAGGAGAGCCAGGUGCAGAUAGGGAAGCAGCUGGGACUGGAAGUGAGCACUGUCAGUAACUUCUUCAUGAACGCCCGAAGGAGGUGUGGCGAUAGGUGGAAAAUGGAUGACAACUGUGGGAGUAAAGGGGGAUCAGGGGUCAGACAGUCCCUGACAUCAGGAGUAGUCCAAGUUCCCCCGUCCCUACAACACCACACUCACACUCCCACCGCCAUCAACAUCACCACCGCCAAUAACCUCAACGUCAUCACAGGACUCAACUGUCCAACCAUUCCCACCUUAUGAUUUUGAUGAAAAACCAAGUGGGAACACUGUUUAUGACAACAAAACUGAUUCAGUUAAAUUAUCAAAACUCUAAUUGGAACACAAUUACCCAAGUUGACACAUUCCCUAUUUAAAUGUCGUUUAACAGUUCCUUGCUCAGUUAAAAAAGAAUUUCAAUUAUUAAAAAAAGAAUUUUG